AUGCUACUACAUCAUGGAACAGAUCCAAAUAUACAAGAUGGUGAUGGAUAUACUCCAUUACAUUGGGCAGUUCAAAAACAAAAUGAAAAUUUUGUUGAAAUUUUGGUUGAAUUCAAAGCUAACUCCAAUUUCGGAGAUUUUGAAGGUAUAACCCCUCUUGAAAUGGCAAAAGCAAUGAAAUUAGAUAACAUUUUAACAAUUAUGGAAAGAAGUAAAGAACCUCCUCCACAAGUAGAAACAUUUUCUGGAUGCUCUAUAUUCGGAUAUGUAUUUGGUGGAAAAGCAGAACCACAAGUGCUUCCUUCCAAAUCAAAAAAGUAA
Molecule: messenger RNA, 321 nt
Organism: Trichomonas vaginalis G3
Lineage: Eukaryota; Parabasalia; Trichomonadida; Trichomonadidae
Product: aspartic-type endopeptidase protein
Exons: 1
Coding region: 1-321 (106 amino acids)
Molecular function (GO): protein binding
Source: RefSeq, a predicted model, not a curated record